Molecule: messenger RNA, 22959 nt
Organism: Porites lobata
Lineage: Eukaryota; Metazoa; Cnidaria; Anthozoa; Scleractinia; Poritidae
Source: the annotation of a GenBank genome assembly
AUGACAUGGGAAUACCGAGGGUUAAAAGGGGUUACAAGGGGUUACAGGGGGUUACAAGGGGUUACAGGAAGUUACAAGGGGUUACAAGGGGUUACAAGGGGUUACAGGGGGUUACAGGGGGUUACAUGGGGUUACAAGGGGUGACAGAAGGUGAAAAGGGGUUACAGGGGGAUGCAAAGGAUUAGAGAAACCUUUUGUUUUAACUAGAUCGUUCCGAGAUACUUUUUCUUGGGCUAUUUUGCAUAAAAAUCAAAGUUGAAGAAAUCUCUAAUUUUUUUAUCAAAACGAUGGACUAACCCCUUUGGAAAAAUUCUAAUUUUGCGUUUUUCCAAAACAGUUGUUUUUAUAGUCUUUAAAGGAUUCUUUUUUUAUCUAGAACGUCAGCAAACACUUUUUCUCGAUUUAUUUUUAAUAAAUACAAAGGAUGAAAAAACUUCAACUUUUUGACCAAAAUCAUGGACUAUCCCCUUUGCAAAAAUGCCAAUUUUGUCUUCUUUUUAAAUGCAUGUUUAUAUUGUCUAGAAAGACUUGUUUUCUAACGAGAACGUCACCAAAUACUUUUUCUGGGUGUAUUUAGCAUAAAACGAAACGUUCACAAAAUUUCCAAUUUUUGACCAAAACCAUGGACUAACCCCUUUGCAAAAAUGCCAAUUUUGUGGGUUUUUGAAACCGAUGUUUUUUUUGUUCAGAAAGGCUUGUUUGCUAUAUAAAAAGUCAAAAAUCGUUUUUUCACGGUCUAUUUUCACCAUCUAGGACAUGGGAAUACAGGGGGUUUCAAGGGGUUACAGAAGGUUACAAGGGGUUACAAGGGGUUAAAAGGGGUUACAGCGGGUUACAAGGGGUGACACGGGCUGACAAGGGAUUACAGGCGGUUGCAAAGGAUUAUAGAAACCUUUUUUUUUAACUAGAUCGUUCCCAGAUACUUUUUCUUGGUCUAUUUUGAAUAAAAAUGAACGUUGAAGAAAUCUCUAAUUUUUGAUCAAAACGAUGGACUAACCUGUUUGGAAAAAAUUCUAAUUUUGCGUUUUUCAUAAACAGUUGUUUUUAUAGUACUUUAAAGGCUUCUUUUUUUAUCUAGAACUUUAGCAAACACUUUUUCUGGAUCUAUGUUUGAUAAAUACAAAAGAUGAAAAAACUUCAACUUUUUGACGAAAAUCAUGGACUCUCCCCUUUGCAAAAAUGCCAAUUUUGCCUUCUUUUUAAAUCCAUGUUUAUAUUGCCUAGAAAGGCUUGUUUUCUAACGAGAACCUCACCAAAUACAUUUUCUGGGUGUAUUUUGCAUAAAACGAAACGUUCGCAAAAUUUCAAAUUUUUGCCCAAAACCAUGGACUAACCCCUUUGCAAAAAUGCCAAUUUUGUGAGUUUUUGAAACCGAUGUUUUUUUUGUUCAGAAAGGCUUGUUUGCUAUAUAAAACGUCGAAAAUAGUUUUUUGAGGAUGUAUUUUCACGAUCUACGACAUUGGAAUACAAGGGGUUACAAGGGGUUAAAGGGUGUUACAAGGGGUUACAAGGGGUUACAAGGGGUUACAAGGGGUUACAGGGGGUUACAAGGGGUUACAGGGGGUUACAAGCGGUUAGAAGGGGAGACAGGGGGUGACAAGGGGUUACAGGGGGUUGCAAAGGAUUAUAGAAACCUUUCUUUUUAACUAGAACGUUCCCAGAUACUUUUUCUUGGUCUAUUUUGAAUAAUAAUCAAAGUUGUGGAAAUCUCUAAUUUUUGAUCAAAACGAUGGACUAACCCCUUUGGAAAAAUUCUAAUUUUGCGUUUUUCGAACACAGUUGUUUUUAUAGUCUUUAAAGGCUUCUUUUUUAUCUAAAACGUCAGCAAACACUUUUUCUCGAUCUAUUUUUGACAAAUACAAAAGAUGAAAAAACUUCAAAACGUUUUUGACCAAAAUCAUGGACUAUCAAAUUUUUGCAAAACGAAAAUGCAAAAAUGCCAAUUUUGCCAUCUUUUAAAUCCAUGUUUAUAUUGUCUAGAAAGACUUGUUUUCUAACGAGAACGUCGAAAAAUACUUUUCCGGGUGUAUUUUGCAUAAAACGAAACGUUUAAAAAUUUCAAAUUUUUAACCAAAAACAAUGGACAAACCCCGUUAAAAAAAAUGCCAAUAUUGCCUUUUUUUAAAUCCAUACUUUUUUAUAUUGCAUAAAAAUCAAAAAGGCUUAAUUUUUUCAAAACGAGAACGUCACUUUGGAAAAUACUUUUUCUGUUUUUCGUAAACAGUUGUUUUAUUUUUACAGGCUUCUUUUAAAACGAAACGUUUACAAAACUUUUUUCAAAUUUUUUUAAAUACAAAAGAUGAAAAAACAAUGGACCAAAACCCUGUCCCUUUGCAAAAAUGCCAAUUUUGCCUUCUUUUUAAAUCCAUGUUUAUAUUGUCUAAAAAGGCUUGUUUUCUAACGAGAACGUCACCAAAUACUUUUUCUGGGUGUAUUUUGCAUAAAACGAAACGUUCACAAAAUUUCCAAUUUUUGAAAAAAACCAUGGACUAACCCCUUUGCAAAAAUGCUAAUUUUGUGGGUUUUUGAAACCGAUGUUUUUUUUGUUCAGAAAGGAUUGUUUGCAAUAUAAAACGUCGAAAAACGUUUUUUCACGAUCUAUUUUCACGAUCUAUGACACGGGAAUACAGGGGGUUACAAGGGGUUACAGGGUGUUACAAAGGGUUACAAGGGGUUACAAGGGGUUACAGGCGGUCACAAGGGGUUACAGGGGGUUACAAGGGGUUACAAGGGGUUAAAAGGGGAUACAGGGGGUUACAAGGGGUUACAACGGGAGACAGGGGGUGACAAGGGGUUACAGUGGGUUGCAAAGGAUUAUAGAAACCUUUCUUUUUAACUAGAACGUUCCCAGAUACUUUUUCUUGGUCUAUUUUGAAUAAAAAUCAAAGUUGAAGAAAUCUCUAAUUUUUGAUCAAAACGAUGGACUAACCCCUUUGGAAAAAUUCUAAUUUUGCGUUUUUCGUAAACAGUUGUUUUUAUAGUCUUUAAAGGCUUCUUUUUUAUCUAAAACGUCAGCAAACACUUUUUCUCGAUCUAUUUUUGAUAAAUACAAAAAAAAAAAAACUUCAACUUUUUGACCAAAAUCAUGGACUAUCCCCUUUGCAAAAAUGCCAAUUUUGCCUUUGUUUUUAAAUCCAUGUUUAUAUUGUCUAGAAAGGCUUGUUUUCUAACGAGAACGUCACCAAAUACUUUUCCUGGGUGUAUUUUGCAUAAAACGAAACGUUCACAAAAUUUUAAAUUUUUGGCCAAAACCAUGGACUAACCCCUUUGCAAAAAUGCCAAUUUUGUGGGUUUUUGAAACCGAUGUUUGUUUUUAUUUCAGAAAGGCUUGUUUGCUAUAUAAAACGUCGAAAAUCGUUUUUUCAUAAACGGUUUAUUUUCACGAUCUAUGACAUGGGAAUAACAGGGGGUUACAAUUUUGGGUUUUUAUGUUUUUUUUUUGUUCAGGGGUUACUAUAAAACGGGGUUUUUCACGGUCUAUUUUACAACAAGGGUUACAGGGGUUACAAAGGGGUUACAAGGGGUUCCAAUUGGGUGACAUGGGGUGACAGGGGGUUACAGGGGUUGCAAAGGAUUAUAGAAACCUUUCUUUUUAACUAGAACGUUCCCAGAUACUUUUUCUUGGUCUAUUUUGCAUAAAAAUCAAAGUUGAAGAAAUCUCUAAUUUUUGAUCAAAAACGAUGGACUAACCCGUUUGGAAAAAUUCUAAUUUUGCGUUUUUCGUAAACAGUUGUUUUUAUAGUCUUUUAAGGCUUCUUUUUUUAUCUAGAACGUCAGCAAACACUUUUUCUCGAUCUAUUUUUGAUAAAUACAAAAGAUGAAAAAACUUCAACUUUUUGACCAAAAUCAUGGAUUAUCCCCUUUGCAAAAAUGCCAAUUUUGCCUUCUUUUAAAUCCAAGUUUAUAUUGUCUAAAAAGACUUGUUUUCUAACGAGAACGUCAUCAAAUACUUUUUGUGUGUGUAUUUUGCAUAAAACGAAACGUUUACAAAAUUUCCAAUUUUUGACCAAAACCAUGGACUAACCCCUUUGCAAAAGUGCCAAUUUUGUGAGUUUUUGAAACCGAUGUUUUUUUUGUUCAGAAAGGCUUGUUUGCUAUAUAAAACGUCGAAAAUCGUUUUUUCACGGUCUAUUUUCACGAUCUAUGACAUGAGAAUAAAGGAGGUUACAAGGGGUUACAGGGGGUUACAAGGGGUUACAAGGGGGUUACAGGGGUUAAAAGGGGUUACAAGGGGUUACAGGGGGGUUACAAGGGGUUACAAGGGUUACAAGGGGUGACAGGGCUGACAAGGGGUUACAGGGGUUGCAAAGGAUUAUAGAAACCUUUCUUUUUAACUAGAACGUUCCCAGAUACUUUUUCUUGGUCUAUUUUGCAUAAAAAUCAAAGUUGAAGAGAUCUCUAAUUUUUGAUCAAAACGAUGGACUAACCCUUUUUUGAAAAAUUCUAAUUUUGCGUUUUUCGUAAACAGUUGUUUUUAUAGUCUUUAAAGGCUUCUUUUUUUAUCUAAAACGUCAGCAAACACUUUUCUCGAUCUAUUUUUGAUAAAUACAAAAGAUGAAAAACUUCAACUUUUUGACCAAAAAUCAUGGACUGUCCCCUUUGCAAAAAUGCCAAUUUUGCCUUCUUUUUAAAUUCAUGUUUAUAUUGUCUAGAAAGGUUUGUUUUCUAACGAGAACGUCACCAAAUACUUUUUCUGGGUGUAUUUUGCAUAAAACGAAACGUUUACAAAAUUUCCAAUUUUUGACCAAAACCAUGGACUAACCCCUUUGCAAAAAUGCCAAUUUUGGGUUUUUGAAACCGAUGUUUAUAUUUUUUUUGUUCAGAAAGGCUUGUUUGCUAUAUAAAAAAACGUCGAAAAUCGUUUUUUUCACGGUCUAUUUUCACGAUCUAUGACAUGAGAAUAAACCGGGGGUUACAAGGGGUUAUGACAGGGGGUUACAAGGGGUUACAAGGGGUUACAGGGGGUUACAAGGGGUUACAAGGGGGGGUUACAAGGGGUUACAAUGGGGGUUACAAGGGUGACAGGGGUGAAAAGGGGUUACAGGGGUUGCAAAGGAUUAUAGAAACCUUUCUUUUUAACUAGAACGUUCCCAGAUACUUUUUCUUGGUCUAUUUUGCAUAAAAAUCAAAGUUGAAGGAAUCUCUUAUUUUUGAUCAAAACGAUGGACUAACCCGUUUGGAAAAAUUUUAAUUUUGCGUUUUUCCUAAACAGUUGUUUUUAUAGUCUUUAAAGGCUUCUUUUUUUAUCUAGAACGUCAGCAAACACUUUUUUUCGAUCUAUUUUUGAUAAAUACAAAAAAUGAAAAAACUUCAACUUUUUGACCAAAAUCAUGGACUGUCCCUUUGCAAAAAUGCCAAUUUUGCCUUUUUCUGGGUGUAUUUUUUAAAUCCAUUUUUAUAUUGUCUAGAAAGGCUUGCUUUUUCUAACGAGAACGUCACAAAAUACUUUUUCUGGGUGUAUUUUUUGCAUAAAACGAAACGUUCAAAAAAAAUUUCAAAUGUUUUUGACCAAAACCAUGGACUAACCCCCUUUGUAAAAAAAUGCCAAUUUUGUGGGUUUUGAAACCGAUGUUUUUUUUUUUGUUCAGAAAGGCUUGUUUGCUAUAUAAAACGUCGAAAAUCGUUUUUCACGAUCUAUUUUCACGAUCUAUGACAUGGGAAUACAGGGGGGUUACAAAGGGGUUACAGGGGGUUACAAAGGGGGGUUUAGGGGGGUUACAAGGGGUUACAAGGGGUUACAAAGGGGUUACAAAGGGUGACAGGGGGUGACAAAGGGUUACAGGGGGUUGCAAAGGAUUAUAGAAACCUUUUUUUUAACUAGAUCGUUCCGAGAUACUUUUUCUUGGGCUAUUUUGCAUAAAAAUCAAAGUUGAAGAAAUCUCUAAUUUUUUGAUCAAAACGAUGGACUAACCCGUUUGGAAAAAUUCUAAUUUUGCGUUUUUCGUAAACAGUUGUUUUUAUAGUCUUUAAAGGCUUCUUUUUUUUUUAUCUAAAACGUCAGCAAACACUUUUUUCUCGAUCUAUUUUUGAUAAAUAAAAAAAAAAAAAGAAAAAAAAAAUUUUUCAUUGUCUAGAAAGGCUUGUUUUCUAACGAGAACGUCACCAAAUACUUUUCUGGGUGUAUUUUGCUUAAAACGAAAGGUUCACAAAAUUUCAAUUUUUGACCAAAACCAAAAUCUGGGACUUUCAUUUUGCCUUCUUUUUAAAUCCAUGUUUAUUUUCUAACGAAAACGUCACAAAAUACUUUUUCUGGGUGUAUUUUGCAUAAAACGAAAGGUUCACAAAAUUUCCAAUUUUGACCAAAACAAAAACCCCAAUUUUGCCAAUUUUUCUUUUUAAAUCCAUGUUUAUAUUGUCUAAAAAGGCUUGUUUUCUAACGAGAACGUCACCAAAUACUUUUUCUGGGUGUAUUUUGCAUAAAACGAAACGUUUACAAAAUUUCCAAUUUUUGACCAAAACCAUGGACUAACCCCUUUGCAAAAAUGCCAAUUUUGUGGGUUUUGAAACCGAUGUUUUUUUGUUCAGAAAGGCUUGUUUGCUAUAUAAAACGUCGAAAAUCGUUUUUUCACGGUCUAUUUUCACGAUCUAUGACAUGGAAUAUGGGGUUACAAAGGGGUUAAAACGAAAAAGGGGUUACAAGGGGUUACAAGGGGUUACAAAAACAGGGGUUUAAGGGGGUUACAAGGGGUGACAGGGGUGACAAGGGGGGUUACAGGGGUUGCAAAGGAUUAUAGAAACCUUUCUUUUUAACUAGAACGUUCCCAGAUACUUUUUCUUGGUCUAUUUUGCAUAAAAAUCAAAGUUGAAGAAAUCUCUAAUUUUUGAUCAAAACGAUGGACUAACCAGUUUGGAAAAAUUCUAAUUUUGCGUUUUUCGUAAACAGUUGUUUCUGUAGUCUUUAAAGGCUUCUUUUUUAUGUAAAACGUCAGCAAACACUUUUUCUCGAUCUAUUUUUGAUAAAUACAAAAGAAUAAAAAAACUUCAACUUUUUGACCAAAAUCAUGGACUAUCCCCUUUUCAAAAAUGCCAAUUUUGCCUUCUUUUUAAAUCCAUGUUUAUAUUGUCUAAAAAGGCUUGUUUUCUAACGAGAACGUCACCAAAUACUUUUUCUGGGUGUAUUUUGCAUAAAACGAAACGUUUACAAAAUUUCCAAUUUUUGACCAAAACCAUGGACUAACCCCUUUGCAAAAAUGCCAAUUUUGUGGGUUUUUGAAACCGAUGUUUUUUUUGUUCAGAAAGGCUUGUUUGCUAUAUAAAACGUCGAAAAUCGUUUUUUUUCACGGUCUAUUUUCACGAUCUAUGACAUGGGAAUACAGGGGUUACAAGCCUUUUUACCAUGUUUUAUUGUUCAGAGGGGGGUUUACAAGGGGUUACAAAGGGGUUACAAGGGGUUACAGGGGGUUACAAGGGUUACAAGGGGUGACAGGGGGUGAAAAAGGGGUUUUGGGGGUUGCAAAGGAUUAUAGAAACCUUUUUUUUAACUAGAACGUUCCCAGAUACUUUUUCUUGGUCUAUUUUGCAUAAAAAUCAAAGUUGAAGAAAUCUCUAAUUUUUGAUCAAAACGAUGGACUAACCCCUUUGGAAAAAUUCUAAUUUUGCGUUUUUCGUAAACAGUUGUUUUUAUAGUCUUUAAAGGCUUCUUUUUUAUCCAAAACGUCAGCAAACACUUUUUCUCGAUCUAUUUUUUAUAAAUACAAAAGAUGAAAAAACUUCAACUUUUUGACCAAAAUCAUGGACUGUCCCCUUUGCAAAAAUGCCACUUUUGCCUUCUUUUUAAAUCCAUGUUUAUAUUGUCUAGAAAGGCUUGUUUUCUAACGAGAACGUCACCAAAUACUUUUUCUGGGUGUAUUUUGCAUAAAAGGAAACGUUUACAAAAUUUCAAAUUUUUGACCAAAACCAUGGACUAACCCCUUUGCAAAAAUGCCAAUUUUGUGGGUUUUUGAAACCGAUGUUUUUUUUGUUCAGAAAGGCUUGUUUGCUAUAUAAAACGUCGAAAAUCGUUUUUUCACGGUCUAUUUUCACGAUCUAUGACAUGGGAAUACAGGGGGUUACAAGGGGUUACAGGGGUUAAAGGGGUACAAGGGGUUCCAAGUGGUUAGAGGGGGUUACAAGGGGUUACAAGGGGUGACAAGGGGUGACAAGGGGUUACAGGGGGUUGCAAAGGAUUAUAGAAACCUUUUUUUUAACUAGAACGUUCCCAGAUACUUUUUCUUGGUCUAUUUUGCAUAAAAAUCAAAGUUGAAGAAAUCUCUAAUUUUUGAUCAAAACGAUGGACUAACCCAUUUGGAAAAAUUCUAAUUUUGCGUUUUUCGUAAACAGUUGUUUUUAUAGUCUUUAAAGGCUUCUUUUUUAUCUAAAACGUCAGCAAACACUUUUUCCCGAUCUAUUUUUUGAUAAAUACAAAAGAUGAAAAAAACUUCAACUUUUUGACCAAAAUCAUGGACUGUCCCCUUUGCAAAAAUGCCAAUUUUGCCUUAAAACGAAAGGUUUUUUAAAUCCAUGUUUAUAUUGUCUAGAAAGGCUUGUUUUCUAACGAGAACGUCACCAAAUACUUUUUCUGGGUGUAUUUUGCAUAAAACGAAACGUUCACAAAAUUUCAAAUUUUUUGACCAAAACCAUGGACUAACCCCUUUGCAAAAAUGCCAAUUUUGGGUUUUUGAAACCGAUGUUUUUUUUUGUUCAGAAAGGCUUGUUUGCUAUAUAAAACGUCGAAAAUCGUUUUUUUUUCACGGUCUAUUUUCACGAUCUAUGACAUGGGAAUACAGGGGGUUAAGGGGUUACAGGGGGUUAAGGGGUUACAAGGGGUUACAAGGGGUUACAAGGGGUACAAGGGGAAGGGGUUACAAGGGGUUACAAGGGGUUACAAGGGGUGACAGGGGGUGACAAGGGGUUACAGGGGUUGCAAAGGAUUUAGAUUAAACCUUUUUUUUAACUAGAACGUUCCCAGAUACUUUUUCUUGGUCUAUUUUGCAUAAAAAUCAAAGUUGAAGAAAUCUCUAAUUUUUGAUCAAAACGAUGGACUAACCCCUUUGGAAAAAUUCUAAUUUUGCGUUUUUCGUAAACAGUUGUUUUUAUAGUCUUUAAAAGGCUUUUUUUUAUCUAGAACGUCAGCAAACACUUUUUCUCGAUCUAUUUUUGAUAAAUACAAAAGAUGAAAAAAACUUCAACUUUUUGACCAAAAUCAUGGACUGUCCCCUUUGCAAAAAUGCCAAUUUUGCCUUCUUUUUUAAAUCCAUGUUUAUAUUGUCUAGAAAGGCUUGUUUUCUAACGAGAACGUCACCAAAUACUUUUUCUGGGUGUAUUUUGCAUAAAACGAAACGUUUACAAAAUUUCAAAUUUUUGACCAAAAACCAUGGACCAAAAACCCCUUUGCAAAAAUGCCAAUUUUGUGGGUUUUUGAAACCGAUUUUUUUUUUUUGUUCAGAAAGGCUUGUUUGCUAUAUAAAACGUCGAAAAUCGUUUUUCACGAUUUAUUUUCACGAUCUAUGACAUGGGAAUACAAGGGGUUCCGAGGGGUUACAGGGGGUUACAGGGGGUUACAGGGGGUUAGAAGGGGUUACAGGGGGUUACAAGGGGUUACCAGGGGUUACAGGGGGUUACAAGGGGUUACAAGUAGUGACAGGGGGUUACAAAGGAUUAUAGAAACUUUCUUCUAACUAGUACGUUCCCAGAUACUUUUUCUUGGUCUAUUAUGGAUAAAAAUCAAAGUUGAAGAAAUCUCAAAUUCUUGACCAAAACGAUGGACUAACCUGUUUUGAAAAAUUCUAAUUUUGCGUUUUUCGUAAACAGUUGUUUUUAUAGUCUUUAAAGUCUUCUUUUUUAUCUAGAACGUCAGCAAACACUUUUUCUCGAUCUACUUUUGAUAAACACAAAACAUGAAAAAACUUCAACUUUUUGACCAAAAUCAUGGACUAUCGAUAUCCUCUUUGCAAAAACCCCAAUUUUGCCAUUUUUUUAAAUCCAUGUUUAUAUUGUUUAGAAAGGCUUGUUUUCUAACGAGAACGUCACCAAACACUUUGUCUGGGUGUAUUUUGCAUAAAACGAAACGUUAACAAAAUUUUAAAUUUUUGACCAAAACUAUGGACUAACCCCUUUGGAAAAAUGCCAAUUUUGUGGGUUUUUGAAACCGAUGUUUUUUUUGUUCAGAAAGGCUUGUUUGCUAUAUAAAACGUCGAAAAUCGUUUUUUCACGGUCUAUUUUCACGAUCUAUGACAUGGGAAUACAGGGGGUUACAAGGGGUUACAGGGGGUUACAAGGGGUUACAAGGGGUUACAAGGGGUUACAGGGGGUUACAAAGGGUUACAAGGGGUGACAGGGGGUGACAAGGGGUUACAGGGGGUUGCAAAGGAUUAUAGAAACCUUUCUUUUUAACUAGAACGUUCCCAGAUACUUUUUCUUGGUCUAUUUUGCAUAAAAAUCAAAGUUGAAGAAAUCUCUAAUUUUUGAUCAAAACGAUGGACUAACCCCAUUGGAAAAAUUCUAAUUUUGCGUUUUUCGUAAACAGUUGUUUUUAUAGUCUUUAAAGGCUUCUUUUUUAUCUAGAACGUCAGCAAACACUUUUUCUCGAUCUAUUUUUGAUAACUACAAAAGAUUAAAAAACUUCAACUUUUUGACCAAAAUCAUGGACUAUCCCUUUUGGAAAAAUGCCAAUUUUGCCUUCUUUUUAAAUCCAUGUUUAUAUUGUCUAGAAAGGCUUGUUUUCUAACGAGAACGUCACCAAAUACUUUUUCUGGGUGUAUUUUGCAUAAAACGAAACGUUCAAAAAAUUUUAAAGUUUCAACCAGAACCAUGGACCAUGGACCAAAACCAUGGACCCUUUGCAAAAAUGCCAAUUUUGUGGGUUUUUGAAACCGAUGUUUUUCUUGUUCAGAAAGGCUUGUUUGCUAUCUAAAACGUCGAAAAUCGUUUUUUCACGAUUUAUUUUCACGAUCUAUGACAUGGGGAACAGGGGGUUACAAGGGGUUACAAGGGGUUACAAGGGGUUACAAGGGGUUACAAGGGGUUACAAGGGGUUACAGGGGUUACAGGGGGUUACAAGGGUUACAAAGGGGUGACAGGGGGUGACAAGGGGUUACAGGAGGUUACAAAGGAUUAUAGAAACUUUUUUCUAACUAGAACGUUCCCAGAUACUUUUUCUUGGUCUAUUUUGCAAAAAAAUCAAAGUUGAAGAAAUCUCAAAUUUUUGACCAAAACGAUGGACUAACCGCUUUGGAAAAAUUCUAAUUUUGCGUUUUUCCUACACAGUUGUUUUUAUACUCUUUAAAGGCAUUUUUUUUUUAUUUAGAACGUCAGCAAACACUUUUUUUCGAUCUAUUUUUGAUAAACACAAACGAUGAAAAAACUUCAACUUUUUGACCAAAAUGAUCGACUAUCCGAUCCCCUUUGAAAAAUGCCAAUUUUGCCUUCUGUGUAAAUCCAGGUUUAUAUUGUCUAGAAAGGCUUGUUUUAUAACGAAAACGUCACCAAAUACUUUUUCUGGGUGUAUUUUGCAUAAAACGAAACGUUCAAAAGAUUUCCAAAUUUUGACCAAAACCAUGGACUAACCCCUUUGCAAAAAUGCCAAUUUUGUGGGUUUUUGAAACCGAUGUUUUUGUUGUUCAGAAAGGCUUGUUUGCUAUAUAAAAACGUCGAAAAUCGUUUUUUCAGGAUUUAUUUUCACGAUCUAUGACAUGGGAAUAAAGGGGGUUACAAGGGGUUACAAGGGAUUACAGGGGUUUACAGAGGUUACAAGGGGUUACAAGGGGUUACAAAGGGGUUACAAGGGGUGACAGGGGUGACAAGGGGUUACAGGGGUUACAAAGGAUUAUAGAAACUUGUUUUUUUUUAACUAGAAGGUUCCCAGAUACUUUUUCUUGGUCUAUUUUCCAUAAAAAUCAAAGUUGAAGAAAUCUCUAAUUUUUGAUCAAAACGAUGGACUAACCCCUUUGGAAAAAUUCUAAUUUUGCGUUUUUCGUAAACAGUUGUUUUUAUAGUCUUUAAAGGCUUUUUUUUUAUCUAGAACGUCAGCAAACACUUUUUCUCGAUCUAUUUUUGAUAAAUACAAAAGAUGAAAAAAACUUCAACUUUUUGACCAAAAUCAUGGACUAUCCCCUUUGCAAAAAUGCCAAUUUUGCCUUUUUUUAAAUCCAUGUUUAUAUUGUCUAUAAAGGCUUGUUUUCUAACCAGAACGUCACCAAAUACUUUUUCUGGGUGUAUUUUGCAUAAAACGAAACGUUCACAAAAUUUCAAAUUUUUGACCAAAACCAUGGCCCAUGGACCAAAACCAUGGACCCUUUGCAAAAAUGCCAAUUUUGUGGGUUUUUGAAACCGAUGUUUUUUUUUGUUCAGAAAGGCUUGUUUGCUAUAUAAAACGUCGAAAAUCGUUUUUUCACGAUUUAUUUUCACGAUCUAUGACAUGGGAAUAAAGGGGUUACAAGGGGUUACAGGGGGUUACAAGGGGUUACAGGGGUUACAAAGGGGUUACAAGGGGUUACAAGGGGUUACAAAAGGGGGUUACAAGGGGUUACAAGGGGUGACAAGGGGUUGACAAAGGAUUAUAGAAACUUUUUUUUAACUAGAACGUUCCCAGAUACUUUUUCUUGGUCUAUUUUGCAUAAAAACCAAAGUUGAAUAAGUCUCUAAUUUUUGAUCAAAACGAUGGACUAACCGCUUUGGAAAAAUUUUAAUUUUGCGUUUUUCGUAAACAGUUCUUUUUAUAGUAUUUAAAGGCUUCUUUUUUUUUAUCUAGAACGUCUGCAAACACUUUUUCUCGAUCUAUUUUUGAUAAAUACAAAAGAUGAAAAAACUUCAACUUUUUGACCAAAAUCAUGGACUGUCCCCUUUGCAAAAAUGCCAAUUUUGGUCUUCCUUUUAAAUCCAUGUUUAUAUUGUCUAGAAAGGCUUGCUUUCUAACGAGAACGUCACCAAAUAGUUUCUCUGGGUGUAUUUUGCAUAAAACGAAACGUUUACAAAAUUUCAAAUUUUUUGACCAAAACCAUGGACUAACCCCUUUGCAAAAAUGCCAAUUUUGUGGGUUUUUGAAACCGAUGUUUUUUUUGUUCAGAAAGGCUUGUUUGCUAUAUAAAACGUCGAAAAUCGUUUUUUCACGGUCUAUUUUCACGAUCUAUGACAUGGGAAUACAGGGGGUUACAAGGGGUUACAGGGGGUUACAAGGGGUUACAAGGGGUUACAAGGGGUUACAGGGGUUACAGGGGGUUACAAGGGGUUACAAGGGUGACAGGGGUGACAAGGGGUGACAAGGGGUUACAGGGGGUUACAAAGGAUUAUAGAAACUUUUUUUUUAACUAGAAGGUUCCCAGAUACUUUUUCUUGGUCUAUUUUGCAUAAAAAUCAAAGUUGAAGAAAUCUCUAAUUUUUGAUCAAAACGAUGGACUAACCCUUUUUGACCAAAAAAAAUUCUAAUUUUGCGUUUUUCGUAAACAGUUGUUUUUAUAGUCUUUAAAGGCUUUCUUUUUUUUAUCUAGAACGUCAGCAAACACUUUUUUCUCGAUCUAUUUUUGAUAAAUACAAAAGAUGAAAAACUUCAACUUUUUGACCAAAAUCAUGGACUAUCCCUUUGCAAAAAUGCCAAUUUUGCCUUCUUUUUUAAAUCCAUGUUUAUAUUGUCUAGAAAGGCUUGUUUUCUAACGAGAACGUCACCAAAUACUUUUUCUGGGUGUAUUUUGCAUAAAACGAAACGUUCACAAAAUUUUAAAUUUUUUUGACCAAAACCAUGGACUAACAUGGACCCCUUUGCAAAAAUGCCAAUUUUGUGGGUUUUUGAAACCGAUGUUUUUUUUUUGUUCAGAAAGGAUUGUUUGCUAUAUAAAACGUCGAAAAUCGUUUUUUCACGAUUUAUUUUCACGAUCUAUGACAUGGGAAUACAGGGAAUACAAGGGGUUACAGGGGGUUACAAAGGGGUUACAAGGGGUUACAAGGGGUUACAAGGGGUUAAGGGGUUACAAGGGGUUACAAGGGGUGACAGGGGGUGAAAAGGGGUGGGGGUUACAGGGGUUACAAAGGAUUAUAGAAACUUUUUCUAACUAGAAGGUUCCCAGAUACUUUUUCUUGGUCUAUUUUGCAUAAAAAUCAAAGUUGAAGAAAUCUCUAAUUUUUAAUCAAAACGAUGGACUAACCCCUUUGGAAAAAUUCUAAUUUUGCGUUUUUCGUAAACAGUUGUUUUUAUAGUCUUUAAUGGGUUGUUUUUUUUAUCUAGAACGUCAGCAAACACUUUUUCUCGAUCUAUUUUUGAUAAAUACAAAAAAGAUGAAAAAACUUCAACUUUUUGACCAAAAUCAUGGACUAUCAACUUUGCAAAAAUGCCAAUUUUGCCUUUUUUUAAAUCCAUGUUUAUAUUGUCUAGAAAGGCUUGUUUACUAACAAGAACGUCACCAAAUACUUUUUCUGGGUGUAUUUUGCAUAAAACGAAACGUUCAAAAAAUUUCAAAGUUUUGACCAAAACCAUGGACCAUGGACCAAAACCAUGGACCCUUUGCAAAAAUGCCAAUUUUGUGGGUUUUUGAAACCGAUGUUUUUUUUUGUUCAGAAAGGCUUGUUUGCUAUCUAAAACGUCGAAAAUCGUUUUUUUUCACGAUUUAUUUUCACGAUCUAUGACAUGGGAAUACGGGGAAUACAAGGGGUUACAGGGGUUACAAGGGGGUUACAAGGGUUACAAGGGGUUACAAGGGGUUACAAGGGGUUACAAGGGGUUACAAGGGGUGACAGGGGUGACAACAAGGGGUUACAGGGGUUACAAAGAAUUAUAGAAACUUUUUUCUAACUAGAAGGUUCCCAGAUACUUUUUCUUGGUCUAUUUUGCAUAAAAAUCAAAGUUGAAGAAAUCUCUCAUUUUUGAUCAAAACGAUGGAAUAACCCCUUUGGAAAAAUUCUAAUUUUGCGUUUUUCGUAAACAGUUGUUUUUAUAGUCUUUAAAGGCUUCUUUUUUAUCUAGAACGCCAGGAAACACUUUUUCUCGAUCUAUUUUUGAUAAAUACAAAAGAUGAAAAAAAGUUCAACUUUUUGACCAAAAUCAUGGACUAUCAACUUGCAAAAAUGGCCAUUUUGCCUUCUUUUUAAAUCCAUGUUUAUAUUGUCUAGAAAGGCUUGUUUACUAACAAGAACGUCACCAAAUACCUUUUCUGGGUGUAUUUUGCAUAAAACGAAACGUUCAAAACAUUUCAAAGUUUCGACCAAAACCAUGGACCAUGGACCAAAACCAUGGACCCUUUGCAAAAAUGCCAAUUUUGUGGGUUUUUGAAACCGAUGUUUUUCUUGUUCAGAAAGGCUUGUUUGCUAUCUAAAACGUCGAAAAUCGUUUUUUCACGAUUUAUAUUUACGAUCUAUGACAUGGGAAUACCAGGGGGAUACAAAGGUUUAAAGGGGGUUACAAGGGGUUACAAGGGGUUACAAGGGGUUACAGAGGGUUACAAGGGGUUACAAGGGGUGACAGGUGCUGACAAGGGGUUACAGGGGGUUACAAAGGAUUAUAGAAACUUUUUUCUAACUAGAAGGUUCCCAGAUACUUUUUCUUGGUCUAUUUUGCAUAAAAAUCAAAGUUGAAGAAGUCUCUAAUUUUUAAUCAAAACGAUGGACUAACCCCUUUGGAAAAAUUCUAAUUUUGCGUUUUUCGUAAACAGUUGUUUUUAUAGUCUUUAAUGGCUUCUUUUUUAUCUAGAACGUCAGCAAACACUUUUUCUCGAUCUAUUUUUGAUAAAUACAAAAGAUGAAAAAACUUCAACUUUUUACCAAAAUCAUGGACUAUCAACUUUGCAAAAAUGCCAAUUUUGCCUUGUUUUUAAAUCCAUGUUUAUAUUGUCUAUAAAGGCUUGUUUACUAACAAGAACGUCACCAAAUACUUUUUCUGGGUGUAUUUUGCAUAAAACGAAACGUUCAGAAAAUUUCAAAGUUUCGACCAAAACCAUGGACCAUGGACCAAAACCAUGGACCCUUUGCAAAAAUGCCAAUUUUGUGGGUUUUUGAAACCGAUGUUUUUCUUGUUCAGAAAGGCUUGUUUGCUGUAUAAAACGUCCAAAAUCGUUUUUUUACGAUUUAUUUUCACGAUCUAUGACAUGGGAAUACGGGGGGAUACAAGGGGUUACAGGGGGUUACAAGGGGUUACAAGGGGUUACAAGGGGUUACAGGGGGUUACAAGGGGUUACAAGGGGUGACAGGGGGUGACAAGGGGUUACAGGGGGUUACAAAGGAUUAUACAAACUUUUUUCUAACUAGAAGGUUCCCAGAUACUUUUUCUUGGUCUAUUUUCCAUAAAAAUCAAAGUUGAAGAAAUCUCUCAUUUUUGAUCAAAACGAUGGACUAACCCCUUUGGAAAAAUUCUAAUUUUGCGUUUUUCGUAAACAGUUGUUUUUAUAGUCUUUAAAGGCUUCUUUUUUAUCUAGAACGUCAGCAAACACUUUUUCUCGAUCUAUUUUUGAUAAAUACAAAAGAUGAAAAAACUUCAACUUUUAGACCAAAAUCAUGGACUAUCCCGUUUGAAAAAAUGCCAAUUUUGCCUUCUUUUUAAAUCCAUGUUUAUAUUGUCUAGAAAGGCUUGUUUACUAAGAAGAACAUCACCAAAUACUUUUUCUGGGUGUAUUUUGCAUAAAACGAAACGUUCAAAAAAUUUCAAAGUUUCAACCACAACCAUGGACCAUGGACCAAAACCAUGGACCCUUUGCAAAAAUGCCAAUUUUGUGGGUUUUUGAAACCGAUGUUUUUCUUGUUCAGAAAGGCUUGUUUGCUAUCUAAAACGUCGAAAAUCGUUUUUUCACGAUUUAUUUUCACGAUCUAUGACAUGGGAAUACGGGGGGAUACAAGGGGUUACAGGGGGUUACAAGGGGUUACAAGAGGUUACAAGGGGUUACAAGGGGUUACAGGGGGUUACAAGGGGUUACAAGGGGUGACAGGGGGUGAGAAGGGGUUACAGGGGGUUACAAAGGAUUAUACAAACUUUUUUCUAACUAGAAGGUUCCCAGAUACUUUUUCUUUGUCUAUUUUGCAUAAAAAUCAAAGUUGAAGAAGUCUCUAAUUUUUAAUCAAAACGAUGGACUAACCCCUUUGGAAAAAUUCUAAUUUUGCGUUUUUCGUAAACAGUUGUUUUUAUAGUCUUUAAAGGCUUCUUUUUUAUCUAGAACGUCAGCAAACACUUUUUCUCGAUCUAUUUUUGAUAAAUACAAAAGAUUAAAAAACUUCAACUUUUUGACCAAAAUCAUGGACUAUCCCGUUUGCAAAAAUGCCAAUUUUGCCUUCUUUUUAAAUCCAUGUUUAUAUUGUCUAGAAAGGCUUGUUUACUAACAAGAACGUCACCAAAUACUUUUUCUGGGUGUAUUUUGCAUAAAACGAAACGUUCAAAACAUUUCAAAGUUUCGACCAAAACCAUGGACCAUGGACCAAAACCAUGGACCCUUUGCAAAAAUGCCAAUUUUGUGGGUUUUUGAAACCGAUGUUUUUCUUGUUCAGAAAGGCUUGUUUGCUGUAUAAAACGUCGAAAAUCGUUUUUUUACGAUUUAUUUUCACGAUCUAUGACAUGGGAAUACGGGGGGAUACAAGGGGUUACAGGGGGUUACAAGGGGUUACAAGAGGUUACAAGGGGUUACAAGGGGUUACAGGGGGUUACAAGGGGUUACAAGGGGUGACAGGGGGUGACAAGGGGUUACAGGGGGUUACAAAGGAUUAUACAAACUUUUUUCUAACUAGAAGGUUCCCAGAUACUUUUUCUUGGUCUAUUUUGCAUAAAAAUCAAAGUUGAAGAAGUCUCUAAUUUUUAAUCAAAACGAUGGACUAACCCCUUUGGAAAAAUUCUAAUUUUGCGUUUUUCGUAAACAGUUGUUUUUAUAGUCUUUAAAGGCUUCUUUUUUAUCUAGAACGUCAGCAAACACUUUUUCUCGAUCUAUUUUUGAUAAAUACAAAAGAUUAAAAAACUUCAACUUUUAGACCAAAAUCAUGGACUAUCCCGUUUGCAAAAAUGCCAAUUUUGCCUUCUUUUUAAAUCCAUGUUUAUAUUGUCUAGAAAGGCUUGUUUACUAACAAGAACGUCACCAAAUACUUUUUCUGGGUGUAUUUUGCAUAAAACGAAACGUUCACAAAAUUUCAAAGUUUCGACCAAAACCAUGGACCAUGGACCAAAACCAUGGACCCUUUGCAAAAAUGCCAAUUUUGUGGGUUUUUGAAACCGAUGUUUUUCUUGUUCAGAAAGGCUUGUUUGCUAUCUAAAACGUCGAAAAUCGUUUUUUCACGAUUUAUUUUCACGAUCUAUGACAUGGGAAUACGGGGGGAUACAAGGGGUUACAGGGGGUUACAAGGGAGGUUACAAGGGGUUACAAGGGGUUACAGGGGGUUACAAGGGGUUACAAGGGGUGACAGGGGGUGACAAGGGGUUACAGGGGGUUACAAAGGAUUAUACAAACUUUUUUCUAACUAGAAGGUUCCCAGAUACUUUUUCUUGGUCUAUUUUGCAUAAAAAUCAAAGUUGAAGAAGUCUCUAAUUUUUAAUCAAAACGAUGGACUAACCCCUUUGGAAAAAUUCUAAUUUUGCGUUUUUGGUAAACAGUUGUUUUUAUAGUCUUUAAAGGCUUCUUUUUUAUCUAGAACGUCAGCAAACACUUUUUCUCGAUCUAUUUUUGAUAAAUACAAAAGAUUAAAAAACUUCAACUUUUAGACCAAAAUCAUGGACUAUCCCGUUUGAAAAAAUGCCAAUUUUGCCUUCUUUUUAAAUCCAUGUUUAUAUUGUCUAGAAAGGCUUGUUUACUAAGAAGAACAUCACCAAAUACUUUUUCUGGGUGUAUUUUGCAUAAAACGAAACGUUCAAAAAAUUUCAAAGUUUCAACCACAACCAUGGACCAUGGACCAAAACCAUGGACCCUUUGCAAAAAUGCCAAUUUUGUGGGUUUUUGAAACCGAUGUUUUUCUUGUUCAGAAAGGCUUGUUUGCUAUAUAAAACGUCGAAAAUCGUUUUUUCACGAUUUAUUUUUACGAUCUAUGACAUGGGAAUACCGGGGGAUACAAGGGGUUACAGGGGGUUACAAGGGGUUACAAGGGGUUACAGGGGGUUAAGAGGUUACAAGGGGUGACAGGGGGUGACAAAGGAUUAUAGAAACUUUUUUCUAAGUAGAACGUUCCCAGAUACUUUUUCUUGGUCUAUUUUGCAUAAAAAUCAAAGUUGAAGAAGUCUCUAAUUUUUGAUCAAAACGAUGGACUAACCCCUUUGGAAAAAUUCUAAUUUUGCGUUUUUCGUAAACAGUUGUUUUUAUAGUCUUUAAAGGCUUCUUUUUUAUCUAGAACGUCAGCAAACACUUUUUCUGGAUCUAUUUUUGAUAAAUACAAACGAUGAAAAAACUUCAACUUUUUGACCAAAAUCAUGGACUAUCCCCUUUGCAAAAAUGCCAAUUGUGCCUUCUUUUUAAAUCCAUAUUUAUAUUGUCUAGAAAGGCUUGUCUUCUAACGAGAACGUCACCAAAUACUUUUUCUGGGUGUAUUUUGCAUAAAACGAAACGUUCACAAAAUUUCAAAUUUUUUCCCCAAAACCAUGGACUAAUCCCUUUGAAAAAAUGCCAACUUUGUGGGUUUUUGAAACCGAUGUUUUUGUUCUUCACAAAGGCUUGUUUCCUAUAUAAAACGUCGAAAAUCGUUUUUUCACGAUUUAUUUUCACGAUCUAUGACAACGGAAUACAGGGGGUUACAAGGGGUUACAGGGGGUUACAAGAGGUUACAAGGGAUUAGAAGGGGUUACAGGGGGUUACAAGGAGUUACAAGGGGUGACAGGGGGUGACAAGGGGUUACAGAGGGUUACAAAGGAUUAUAGAAACUUUUUUCUAACUGGAACGUUCCCAGAUACUUUUUUUUGGUCUAUUUUGCAUAAAAAUCAAAGUUGAAGAAAUCUCUAAUUUUUCAUCAAAACGAUGGACUAACUCCUUUGGAAAAAUUCUAAUUUUGGGUUUUUGUAAGCAGUUGUUUUUAUAGACUUUAAAGGCUUCUUUUUUAUCUAGAACGUCAGCAAACACUUUUUCUCGAUCUAUUUUUGAUAAAUACAAAAGAUGAAAAAACUUCAACUUUUUGACCAAAAUCAUGGACUAUCAACUUUUCAAAAAUGCCAAUUUUGCCUUCUUUUUAAAUCCAUGUUUAUAUUGUCUAGAAAGGCUUGUUUUCUAACGAGAACGUCACCAAAUACUUUUUCUGGGUGUAUUUUGCAUAAAACGAAACGUUUUCAAAAUUUGAAAUUUUUUGCCCAAAACCAUGGACUAGCCACUUUGCAAAAAUGCCAAUUUUGUGGGAUUUGAAACCGAUGUUUUUGUUGUUCAGAAAGGCUUGUUUGCUAUAUAAAACGUCGAAAAUCGUUUUUUCACGAUUUAUUUUCACGAUCUAUGACAUGGGAAUACAGGGGGUUACAAGGGGUUACAGGGGGUUACAAGUGGUAACAAGGGGUUACAGGGGGUUACAAGGGGUUACAAGAGGUGACAGGGGGUGACAAGGGGUUACAGGAGGUUACAAAGGAUUAUAGAAACUUUUUUCUAACUAGAACGUUCCCAGAUACUUUUUCUUGGUCUAUUUUGCAUAAAAAUCAAAGUCGAAGAAAUCUCUAAUUUUUGAUCAAAACGAUGGACUAACCCCUUAGGAAAAAUUCUAAUUUUGCGUUUUUCGUAAACAGUUGUUUUUAUAGUCUUUAAAGGCUUCUUUUUUAUCUAGAACGUCGGCAAAACCAUUUUCUCGAUCUAUUUUUGAUAAAUACAAAAGAUGAAAAAACUUCAACUUUUUGACCAAAGUCAUGGACUAUCCCCUUUGCAAAAAUGCCAAUUUUGCCUUCUUUUUAAAUCCAUGUUUAUAUUGUCUAGAAAGGCUUGUCUUCUAACGAGAACGUCACCAAAUACUUUUUCUGGGUGUAAUUUGCAUAAAACGAAACGUUCAUAAAACUUCAACUUUUUGACCAAAAUCAUGGACUAUCCCCUUUGCAAAAGUGCCAAUUUUGCCUUCGUUUUAAAUCCAUGUUUAUAUUGUCUAGAAAGGCUUCUUUUCUAACGAGAAGGUCACCAAAUACUUUUUCUGGGUCUAUUUUGCAUAAAACGAAACGUUCACAAAAUUUCAAAUUUUUUGCCCAAAACCAUGGACUAACCCCUUUGCAAAAAUGCCAAUUUUGUGGGUUUUUUAAGCCGAAGUUUUUCUUGUUUAGAAACGCUUGUCUGCUAUAUAAAACGUCGAAAAUCGUUUUUUCACGAUUUAUUUUCACGAUGUAUGAUAUGGGAAUACAGGAGGUUACAAGGGGUUACAGGGGGUUACAAAGGAGUAUAGAAACUUUUUUCUAACUAGAACGUUCCCAGAUACUUUUUCUUGGUCUAUUUUGCGUAAAAAUCAAAGUUGAAGAAAUCUCUAAUUUUUGAUCAAAACGAUGGACUAUGGACCAAAAUCAUGGACCCUUUGCAAAAAUUUCAAUUUUGUGGGUUUUUGAAACCGAUGUUUUUGUUGUUCAGAAAGGCUUGUUUGGUAUAUAAAACGUCGAAAAUAGUUUUUUCGCAAUUUAUUUUCACGAUCUAUGACAUGGGAAUACAGGGGGUUACAAGGGGUUAAAGGAGUUACAAGGGGUGACAGGGGGUGACAAGGGGUUACAGGGGGUUACAAAGGAGUAUCGAAACUUUUUUCUAACUAGAACGUUCCCUGAUACUUUUUCUUGGUCUAUUUUGCAUAAAAAUCAAAGUUGAAGAAAUCUCUAAUUUUUUAUCAAAACGAUAGACUAACCCCUUUGGAAAAAUUCUAAUUUUGCUUUUUUCGUAAACAAUAGUUAUUAUAGUCUUUAAAGGCUUCUUUUUUAUCUUGAACGUCAGCAAACACUUUUUCUGGAUCUAUUUUUGAUAAAUACAAAAGAUGAAAAAACUUCAACUUUUUGACCAAAAUCAUGGACUAUCCCCUUUGCAAAAAUGCCAAUUUUGCCUUUUUUUUAAAUGCAUGUUUAUAUUGUCUAGAAAGGCUUGUUUUCUAACAAGAACGUCACCAAAUACUUUUUCUGGGUGUAUUUUGCAUAAAACGAAACGUUCACAAAAUUUCAAAGGUUUGACCUAAACCAUGGACCAUGGACGAAAAUCAUGGACCCUUUGCAAAAAUGCCAAUUUUGUGGGUUUUUGAAACCGAUGUUUUUGUUGUUCAGAAAUGGUUGUUUGCUAUAUGAAACGUCGAAAAUCGUUUUUUCACGAUUUAUUUUCACGAUCUAUGACAUAGGAAUACAGGGGGAUACAAGAGGUUACAGGGGGUUACAAGGGGUUACAGGGGGUUACAAGGGGUUACAAGGGGUGACAGGGGGUGACAAAGGAUUAUAGAUACUUUUUUCAAAGUAGAACGUUUCCAGAUACUUUUUCUUGGUCUAUUUUGCAUAAAAUUCAAAGUUGAAGAAAUCUCUAAUUUUUCAUCAAAACGAUGGACUAACUCCUUUGGAAAAAUUCUAAUUUUGCGUUUUUCGUAAACUGUUGUUUUUGUAGUCUUUAAAGGCUUCUUUUUUAUCUAGAACGUCAGCAAACACUUUUUCUCGAUCUAUUUUUGAUAAAUACAAAAGAUGAAAAAACUUCAACUUUUUGACCAAAAUCAUGGAGUAUCCCCUUUGCAAAAAUGCCAAUUUUGCCUUGUUUUUAAAUCCAUGUUUAUAUUGUCUAGAAAGGCUUGUUUUCUAACGAGAACGUCACCAAAUACUUUUUCUGGGUGUAUUUUGUAUAAAACGAAACGUUCACAAAAUUUCAAAUUUUUUGCCGAAAACCAUGGACUAAUUCCUUUGCAAAAAUGCCAAUUUUGUGGGUUUUUGAAACCGAUGUUUUUGUUGUUGAGAAAGGCUUGUUUGCUAUAUAAAACGUCGAAAAUCGUUUUUUCACGUUUUAUUUUCACGAUCUAUGACAUGGGAAUACAGGGGGUUACAAGGGGUUACCUGGGGUUACAAGAGUUUACAAGGGGUUACAAGGGAUUACAGGGUGUUACAAGGGGUUACAAGGGGUGACAGGGGGUGACAAGGGGUUA